This is a messenger RNA of Drosophila melanogaster (fruit fly), 2068 nucleotides long. RefSeq lists its product as uncharacterized. Bases 101 to 1585 code for a protein of 494 amino acids. NCBI's taxonomy places the organism in Eukaryota, Metazoa, Arthropoda, Insecta, Diptera, Drosophilidae. The record is from RefSeq and is marked reviewed. The transcript is spliced from 5 exons.
UUGCUUUGGCAGUAAGUUUCGCCGCACUUUAGCUUUCGAAAACCCUGUGCCGGGGAGAAAUGCCUUCACUGGGACGCACACAGACUCCUCGACUUCAGCCAUGGCUGACGCUAUUAGGUGCGCCUGCGAGUCACUGAACUCCGCGCUGGGCUACCUGGUCACGAUGAGGAUCUCCGAGGUCCGCCACUGCUUCGAGCUCCUCGGAGUGGCGCACGUAGAGGUGCUCGCAGGUGUGAUUGUUUUCAUUCUGAUGCAGUUCACCAAGUUCACGGCCGUCCUGAUGUUGGCCAUUCUCCUGGCGUACGGCAUUUUCUACCUGUGGGACACCUUCUUCCCAGAAAUCAGUCAUCUCGGUCGCAGGGGAAUGAAGAUGUUCCGAAACGUGCGCACCUCCGCCAACUUGCCUCCAUUUGCUUCAGACACUGAGGAGACGCCUGGAGAGUACCAGAUCCGUCCGAGGAGCCAGCACUACACCACUGGCAUGAUAACUCCCCCGAACACCAUCAACAUGCCGAUGCUCCUGCCGAUGGUACAAACGAAUAAUCUCAGGACGACAAGCCUGCAAACGGAUCGUAGAAGGCAGGAGGAGGAGAACAGGAGGGGAUCCCGUGGAAGAGGACACUCGGCACAUCAGGAAUCGCAGGACACGGAUAGGAAGCACCGAAGAGAGAGACCCAACUGGCGAUCUGUUCACUCCGAUAUUGAAAGGGAGCAACCGUCUACAUCCAAGAAGGCUCAUCAUGGAUCCAGUGGCGGAGGUGAGUCCAGGCGGAUGUCCAAUGUAGUGAAAACCCCGACCAUUACCAGCGGAAUGGUGGACACCAGGAGACUUUCCAACGUGACCAGAGACCAACUCAAGCGACUGCCCAACAUCACGAGCGGAGAGUCGCGGAGGACAGCCAAGGAAGCAGGUGGCGCCAACAAUUUCAAGAAGUUGCACCACAUAACCAGUGGGGAGCUCACGGAGUCCCGAAGGAUUCCGAGAAUAACCAGUAAUACCACUGAAUCCAGAUGGCUACCCAGGGGGGAAAUGAAAGAAUCGCGGAGGAUCCAACAGAUAACCAGCAACACCAACGAGUCCCGAAGAUUACCCACUGUAACCAGUGGUGAGGUGAAGGAAUCCAGGAGGAGUUCGCAUCCCCACGGAGAUGGAGAGUACCGUCGCACUUCAAACAAUCAGAGAGAUGGUGGCGGUGGUGGGGAGUCCAGAUCCCGUCGGUCUGCCGAGAAAUCCAAUCCUGCCCAAAGCCGCAGGCAUGAGGAGCAAUCUAAGCAGCGAAGAAGCAGCAAUGGACAUCCCGGAGUGACCAAGCGGCAAUUUCCGGAUGAUCAUUUCGAGCGGUUGAAGCUGGAGAAUCGGGAGUUCCAGGCCCGGCGCCUUCAAGCGAGUGGAGCUGCAUUCCGGCAAAGUCUAAGUAAUCCCACCUCCGAGGGCGCUCUGCUCACCAAACAGGAGAACUUUAUUGAAAACCAUCGGCAGUACGACAGGCGGGACGUCCCGAGAAACAGCAAGCCAAAUAAUCCAAACAAAGAUGCCAGUCAUCGGAACCGAACUCAUAAUCGCAAGGUUAAUCCGAUACUUUAAAAUGGAUGGACACAGCGUGCGAAAGAAGCCCUCAUUUGCAAGCUGUGAAGAAAGCCCCUCUACAACCAGCGUAGAUUCAUGAAAGACCAUUCAAUUUGAGGAAUAUCCCAAGACAGUGGAGAUUGAUGACGUCACUAAGGAAAGACCAAGCAGGAGGCCAGCAGAGCUACCGAUCGAAAGCGAUUCGAAAGUUCCCAUACGUAGGAAUACACCUGUUGAAAACCCACAAAUCGAAAGCGUGGAAUCCAGCCGUGAGCAUGUGAAUAAUCCAGAGGAGUAUCCCUAUGUUGUGGAGAUACCCGAGCAGGAAGAAAAAAAACCGCAGAAGGGUAGCCAAUCUGCGAAAUCCAAAAUCAAAUAAAGCGAAGAAAUGGAGAAAAGAACUGCUCUCUUUUUCUAUGUUAUCCAAAUUAUUAAUUUUUGUAAGAUAUUAAAAUUCAAAAUAAAAACGUAACGUUUUAUGGGCAGCACUUGCCACCACAG